CUUCUCCACGUACAUGUAAAUGUUUACAAAUCUAUAAAUAGGUAAUGUACAUGCUCAUAUCUACAUGUUAACUACAUUGCAGAUUUAUAGUUGUUUUGUAUUUGAACGUUAAUCUUUUAAAAAGAGACUUAAAGAAAGAUUUCGUUUAAAAGGCAUAGAAUCUUCAACCGCUUGAUCCGGUGACGUAAAACCCAGUGACACCUCAUCAACAUGGAGUUGUUCACGGCGGUGGAGGCGUUCACACAAGUGAUGACAUACGUCAUGAUCGUGGCUGGCGUCCCUCCGUGUUUGGAGAUGAUCAAGUCACGUGUCACGGAAGGAGUGCCGUACCCGUUCUUCCUGGCAGGACUCGUCAACUCGCUGUUGAGUAUUGGAUACGGAGUGAUGGUGGACAACUCGACGUUGAUACAGAUUAACGCGGUAGCCGGCUUUUUCAACGUGUUUUACGUCGGUUCUUACGUCUUCAUAUCACCUAAAAAGAGCGCCCCUCUCCAGCAGCUGUUGUUGUCUGUGUUGCUGGUGCUGGCCGUGCAGGUGUAUGCGAGCCGCCUGGUACCGGAAGUGCAGCGCCAGGACCACGUAGGAUUCAUACUGCUGGUCGUCUCCACUGUUAUGCUGCUCACACCAUGGCUACAAGUGGUAGGGACACUGACAUCUUCAAGAAAAGUACUGCGUGUCCCAGCAGUCCGGUGCGAGUCUGUCCCUGGUGAUGUUGGGUGCAGGCAUCGUGUGCUGUACGGCAUGGUUUGCAUACGGAUACCUCCUACACGACGUCUACAUAUACAGUCCCAAUCUACUAGGGUUGUCCUCCUAUGUAGGCCAGAUAUGGGUGCUAGCGGUGUACGGACGGGCGAAACCAAGGGACAAACAAGAAUAAUAUGAUGCAAUUGGUAGCCAAAGAUUGUCCUUAUACAGGAGGCCAGUGUUUUGGUUUAUAGAUAUAGAUGUUAUACAUGUUACAAAUUUCUGAGAUUCCGUGAUUAUCUGAAAUAACUGACAAUAUAAGUAUCCUUUUUUUCAGUAUUCUAUGUAUUGCACUGCAUUAGCUUGAUCAUUAGCACAUUAAAUAUAUUAACAUUUAGGUUCAUACAAACUUCAUGAUACCAGUUUUGGCUGUAUAACUUGAUUAAACUCUGCAUUUACUGCUAGAUAUAGGACUAUAUUUAAGAUAUGACAGAUGUAUUUUGCAUUGAACUAGUUUAUAUGAAUAUUCUAGUAAUAUUUAAUUUAAAUUCCCUAUCAUAGCAUAGAGAAGAAAACUAUGAUACUUACGUUUGUCUAUCUUAAUUUGUUCAUUGAGUGUAACCAACUUUUAUUAUGAUGAUGUGUCAACAACAUCAACAGUGUUGUUUGCUUUGAUGUCAAUAUUACAAUAAGGUACUAGGCAUGUGAAAUAAUGGUCCCAAAGGUACAUAUCUUGCUCAAAAGUUUUCCUUAUUUCUGUAUUUUUCACAUAAUGUCCGUCACAUAUCACUCAUUAUGUUACGAGUGGAAUGUAGUGAGAUAUUUGUGGACACAUAUCUAGUCUUAAAUUGUGAUAAAAUAAUUGAAAAUAACUUUUAUAUUUUAAAUCAUGAUUCAUUUUUUAACCAUUGUGUUUUAUGUUAAGAUUGAACAAUUAUUAUAUUAUGACAAAUAAUAUGAACUGUAAUCACUUUCAUAGUGCCUUUGUUUAAUGCAAGUAAUUUGUUACUCAUGAGAAAUUGUUUUAGUUUUUAUCAAAGCAAAUGUGAUUUAGUUUGUAUUAUAUUUUAUGCUAGUAUUAUCCAAAUGAAAAUAUUCUUUUUAUAAAACUAAAAUAGAGAUAAAUAUCAUUAUUGUUUGUUUAUAUUUCAUCAACAAUUAUAAGUCAUGCUCUAAUUUGAGAUGGUGCUCAAUUAUUAAUAAAUUUAAAGAAAUUAAAAUGCA
This is a messenger RNA of Dreissena polymorpha, 1908 nucleotides long. Its product is annotated as sugar transporter SWEET1-like. Gene Ontology annotation, molecular function: sugar transmembrane transporter activity. The transcript is spliced from 7 exons. Gene Ontology annotation, cellular component: membrane. NCBI's taxonomy places the organism in Eukaryota, Metazoa, Mollusca, Bivalvia, Myida, Dreissenidae. The coding region runs from base 211 to 882 and encodes 223 amino acids. The record is from RefSeq and is a predicted model, not a curated record. Gene Ontology annotation, biological process: carbohydrate transport.